UACCUUGUCACAAGGACAGAGGGCUUUCUGUAUCCCGGGUCCUUGCUCGGUGUACCGGAAGAAUUGGAUCACACCUGGGCUUAGAGAAUGAGUGCAAGGUUUUAUUAAGUGGAGAUAGCUCUUGGCAGAUGUUGGAAGCCAGAAGAGAGUGCAGUUGGAAGGUUUUCUCCUGCAGUCGGGCCACUGAGCAGCCCAGGACCCCCUUCGACGGUCCCAGCCAAACUCCGCGUCGUUCUGCUGGUCAGUGGCCUGCUGGCAUGCCAGUGCCUGCUGAUGUGCUCCUCUGGACGUCCAGCCGCCUGUGUGUUCCUCCACCGAUGUGAUCCUCUCCACGUCCGGCUACCUGUGUGUCUUCCUGCUAAGGUCAGCACCUCAUCUAUGGACACUUUACCAAAGCAAGUGAAAAUUGUGGAAGUUGGUCCCCGAGACGGUCUACAAAAUGAAAAGAAUAUCGUAUCUACUCCAGUGAAAAUCAAGCUGAUAGACAUGCUUUCUGAAGCAGGACUCUCUGUUAUAGAAGCAACCAGCUUUGUGUCUCCUAAGUGGGUUCCCCAGAUGGCUGACCAUGCUGAAGUCUUGAAGGGCAUUCAGAAGUUUCCUGGCAUCACCUACCCAGUCCUGAUCCCCAAUUUGAAAGGCUUCGAGGCAGCGGUUGCUGCUGGAGCCAAGGAAGUCAGCAUCUUUGGAGCUGCCUCAGAGCUUUUCACCAAGAAGAACAUCAAUUGUUCCAUAGAGGAGAGUUUUCAGAGGUUUGACGCGAUCUUGAAGGCAGCACAAUCAGCCAAUAUUUCUGUGCGGGGGUACGUCUCCUGUGUGCUUGGCUGCCCUUAUGAAGGGAAGAUCUCCCCAGCUAAAGUAGCUGAGGUCACCAAGAAGUUCUACUCAAUGGGCUGCUACGAGAUCUCCCUGGGGGACACCAUUGGUGUGGGCACCCCAGGGAUCAUGAAAGACAUGCUGUCUGCUGUCAUGCAGGAAGUGCCUCCGGCUGCCCUGGCUGUCCACUGCCAUGACACCUAUGGCCAAGCCCUGGCCAACACCCUGAUGGCCCUGCAGAUGGGAGUGAGUGUCGUGGACUCUUCUGUGGCAGGACUUGGAGGCUGUCCCUAUGCACAGGGGGCAUCAGGAAACUUGGCCACGGAGGACCUGGUCUACAUGCUAGAGGGCUUGGGCAUUCACACGGGUGUGAAUCUCCAGAAGCUUCUGGAAGCUGGGAACUUUAUCUGUCAAGCCCUGAACAGAAAAACUAGCUCCAAAGUGGCUCAGGCUACCUGUAAACUCUGAGCCCCUUGCCCACCUGAAGCCCUGGGGAUGGUAUGGAAAUAGGUGCACACACAGAUGAUCCAUGGAUGGGAACACGGAAAUGAGAAUGAGGUUAAAUGGUGCAGGUACCUCACAGCCAGCUCUACACAGAGGUCUCUCCUGGCAGAAAGCAGGUGAGGGGCAGGAGGAGCUGCUUGGCAGCAGGACCCCCUGCCCAGACCUGAGUAGGAGCAAGAGGCUUUGAGGGCUGAAGUCUCCCUUCAUUAUGGACCCUGGCCCAGGAGUUGAAUCCCUGAGGACAUGUGGGAACCCCAUUCCCUACUUGGCAUGAUCCUUGAGUCUCCUCUCUGGAUGGAAUCUGUGAGCUGGCCACCUGGCCGCCCUCUACACAGCUCCACCCUGCCAUGGCCUUGGGGCCCUUGCUCUCUGACUUCUCAGGACACAGGUCAUGGGGCUUCUUCCCAAGCUGGCAGAGACCAUUUGUGGAAAGUGGAGAGCUUCGUGCUGGCCAUCUGCCAACUCCAGCAUCUCUAGAAAAUCUCCACGCUGAAUGUGAUUUUUGAAAACAGCUUAUGUAAUUAAAGGUUGAAUGGCACAGAA
Messenger RNA from Macaca mulatta (Rhesus monkey), 1860 nucleotides. NCBI's taxonomy places the organism in Eukaryota, Metazoa, Chordata, Mammalia, Primates, Cercopithecidae. The record is from RefSeq and is a predicted model, not a curated record.